AUGAAGAGAAAAAUACAGAAGGCAAUUGCUGGUAAGGACUAUGAAGGACAUGUAGUGCGGCCUAUCUUCUCCAUUGACAACUCUGCAAAAUUAAUUCAAAGACGGUUGGAAAAGGUUUUUAGAAAAGAUAAAAACAUUGAUGACAUCCAAGAGCUAAAAGACAAAAUCAUGGAAGUGUUGAGACAGGAGCCAUACAUGAAGGAAAGGAUACCUGCGAGGUAAAUAAAGUGAAUAAUAGAACACAGAUGUCUUUUGGCGAGAAUUUCCAUGUUAAUUAAGGGUUGAGGUUUGACAGCAUUAAAACUACAGUGGACAUAUGUACAUAUACACUGUGGGCCUUUGUCCAGUCCAUGUAGCAUUUUGCUUGCAUAUCCAAAGAGGUUCAUGUUUUACCAGUAAAUAGUUGGCUACAUGGGGAUAAAAAAUCCUCGUAUACGAUACCUAAAGGCUGCCGGCACAUCGUAAGUCAGUCACUUAGGUUGAAGGGCAGUCUAGAGACUGUCAGUAAUAGGAAAAAAUAAACACGUGAAUACUGAAACAAGCGAACGCAGAAAUAUUACAUAAGUCACUCAAAAACGUCUUUCUUUACGCUUCCUAAUAUGUGAUGCAGGCCCUCUCUUUUAACAUGUAAUUUAUUCCAAUGCAUUAGUUUACCUAAGAACAAAGGCAAAUGAAAUUUAAACCAAAGAUAAAUAUAAACCACAGAGUCACCCUAUAUCACAACGUUGCUUUACCUUGAAGGAAAUCGACAAAGGAAGGGUUUGAUGGGAGGUGGCUUUCCAGAACAUUUUUAAAUGGAGUUUAGUUAAAACAGUUGUUAUUCUGAAUAAUAAUUUGGGUAAUAAGCAGCCAUGGGCGCUAAUCAUUUAUAAUAAUCAUAAUAAUAAUUUAUUAUUCAGUUUGUAAGGCGCAAAAUAAUAUUUAAAUAUGAUCUUUCGGGGGUCGUUUCUAUGGCGGAGCCAAAAGCGUGAUAUAAAAAACUGUUAGAGACAACAUUUUAUUUCCAAACAAAAGGGCGAAAAGUCGCUAAAAAAUAAAAAUUGUCAAGUUUCUCCUCGCUGUUAUGUGGGUGGCUUCUUCUUGUGUGAACCGUUUUCAAGAUGUAAUAGAAAAAAGGAAUCGGGGAGAGAUUGGGGUGAAGUGGGGUUGCUAUUUUUGGGAUUCCUUAGCAUUAAUUAUCAUUUUUUUUAGCGGUACCUUCGGGACUUAUAAGUGGCCACAUUUUGUGACUUUACAUUCGGGGUCCGUUACUUUUUCGGGAAUUUUACUUAAGGUGGCCACAAUAAAUUAUGUGAGCUCUUAUUACUAAAUGGUUGCCACUUAACACGUCAGGACUUGUAGAAUUUAUAUUUGAACCUCUGCACAACGGCCACCUUGGGGACAGAAGAUAGUGGCCAUUGUAGAGAGGUUUAAACAUGAGUCACUGUAUGGACUGUCCGCCAAACAAAAAUGGCCAUUGUAGAGAGGUGGCCGUUAGUGGAGGUUCGACUGUAGUUAGCUUCUGUGAUUGUGUUAUAUCUACAUGGUUUAGAUUGCGUGCAAACUUCUGCACAUGAAUCGCUUCAAGCCACAAGAACUGCCCGAUGACACGAAUACUUUCAUUCAUCUUUUUAUAAUCUAGGUGGCUGAACUUUGAGAAGGUCCUCAAUGCUUUGCUGGCCAAGAAAGUUUACCAUUUGCACUUGAGCGAACUUCAAACCUAUGUAAGGGACAACUGCUUUAUAAAUGACGAGGAAGAGUUCACUACCAUGGUAGAUUUCUACCAUGACCUGGGGAUAAUUAUCAAGCAUUGCAGCACAGUCAUUGUGAGCGCUGAGUGGUUAAUAGACCUAUUCAAGCAGCUGAUAACCAUUCCACCAUUUGAUGAAACGGUAAGGUCCGAAAUACGUUCGGUAAGUGUUUUCAAGCCAUUUCAGCAGCAUUCUCUUCUAGCUCUUUUUAUUUAUUUAUUUAUUUGACACACAAUAGUAAAAAUACAACAACAAAAAUGUAAGAUAAGUAGCAAAAGGGAACUGGCGAGGAGGAGACCUGUUCGAGAUUAGGCCUCCUCGAACUACUGGCUUUAGUUGCUUACAUCAAUUCAAGCAAAAGAUGGCGUACAGUCUAAAGUUCAAAAACUAAUGUAAGCUUUACAAUGUUCUUAAAGGAAGAAAGGGAUCGAGAGUUAAUAACUUCGUUGUCAAGACAACUAAAAAACCUUGGGAUCUUAAAAAAGGAAAUUUCUUAGUGUUUAGUGUUCGAGUCUGUCUAGGAAUUUCUAGUAUUGUUACAACAUUGGUAUUGAUAUUGUUUUAAGAAAAAUUGUUAUGUAACAUGAUUAUAUUGGUAACGAUGGCCAUUUAAUUCAGUAUAUUGCAUUCAACUUGCAAAACAACUUCUUAUUCAGUCCAGUGCUAAACCACGAAUACCGUGGAUGUUCGAGUUUAUCAAAAAUAAUGGCGUAAUCUACGGCGUCAACUCCUUUUGAGAGGUCAAGAAAAAUAAAGACAUCACCUAAAAAAACCUUAUAAUCACUCUACAUUUUAUUACUCAGGAACCCAAGUUUUCCAACCUCUGGCAGGAAGUUAAAGAAAGUGGUGUCCUCAGCAUGGAACUGCUUCACCAUGUGUUUUCUAAGUUUCUUCUGAAGGGCGCUGCAAAGGAUGACAUUCUGGACCUCAUGGAACAAUUUGGUUUGAUUGCAAAGUUUUCGCCUUGUAAAACUGAUGAAAAGUAUUUUGUGCCAUGCCAGCUCAGAAUGCCACCUGAUCCCAUUUGUGCCAUGGUACCCUCAAGCUCAGACCCUUGUCCUCUUUAUGUUUACUUUGUUACUGGUUCUGUCCCUCAUGGCCUGUUCAUACGGCUUGUUUCUCGCCUUGUCAGGUGGUGUUCUGAGGCUGGUCCACCUCAGCCCCCUACCCUAUAUCAAAAUGGAGCAUGGUUCGUCAUUGGGAGGAAAAUUGUCCAUGAUUUAGUUCUUAUUUGUAAGAAGCAGUUCAUAAAGUUUUUCGUCAAGCAAAAAUCCCAACGUCAGAAGAUUUCAGUGGAGGACACAAGUGAGGUAGCGGUGCAGGUGCGCGAGUUUGUGGAGGCAACUCUACAAACGUUCUCACAUGAUCUUCUGUAUUUGCGUGGAGUGCAGUACGAGAUCCGGGUGGCCUGCCCAUACUGUCAGCUGGAAAAGUGCUCAGGCCAUAAUCAGAUGGGUUGUACUCAUGACGACUGUCUUCACCUCCUGGAGUUAAAACAAAGUGACCCACUGAUUUGCAAAAAGAAACCUUCAGAGGGGUUACUUACGGUUAGAGGACAGGAAAAGUGGUUCUCACAGGUGCCAAGUGAGGUAGGUGGUAAUAAUAUUCAGUCUCUAGUAAAUAAUGCUGUUAGGUUAGCGCUUCAUUUUUAUAAACUAAAAGAGAAUCAUACUAUAGGGGACGUUAGAUACCCUCAAGUAUUAUGUUAUUAAAUGUGUAGUCGUCUAUCAAUUUUUUAAGUUCCAACAUAAUCUUUUCAUGUAAGUUAUAAGAUUAUAGGAUGAAGCAUAGUGUAUACCUCUUAUAUGGCCUAGCACAUGAAUCUCCGUAGGAAAAACAGGAGAGAGGAAAUGACUAGAAGAAAUAAAGUAAAAUUAAGUGAGUUCAUAAGUUCAAUUGGCUAGGGGUACCCAACGUCAAUUUUCGGAAAAUAUCUGUUCGGAAGACGAUUUGAGAUCUAGAAUUUUCGAAACAUUUGUUGUAAAAUUUGUUGCUUGCCUGCCUCUACUAGGAUUUUCGAACAUCUAAAAAAUGGUAUAAUUGCCCAUUUUAACGGAUUUUUACCCUAAAAAUGUCACCUAGAAUUUUCGGAAGCCUUUUUUCUGGCUGAAAUUUUCGAAAAGGUAAGUUUUGAUCCCUAUAAUUUUCGGAUCACCAGAAUUUCAGCUAGGAAAUCCGAACGGAUGAAAAAUUUUUUGGGGAUAAAAAUAUGCCUAUAUCUACCGUUUAAAUACUAAAAUACGUUUAACAGUGCUAUAUGUUUGAGUGGUUUGGAACCAUAUUCUCGUUGGGUGCGCCUGAUUGGUACCAUAUAAUGACUAAAAUGCUGAUACUAGAAGCUCUUAACAUUUGGCUCUGACGAAUAAGUAUGUGUAAUCAAAUGGUGACGAGUGAAAUUGGGGAAUAAUUUCAUGCGCGUUUUGUCCAAAUCCUUAUAAUUUCCCGAGCCUUUAGGCGACGGAAAUUGGACACAAUGGUUAUGCAAAGUUUUUGCGGGGGACCGGGGGGUGGGGGGUAAACAGGAUGCAUUAUCGUCUAUGUAAAAAUAGUCAAUUCUAAAAUGCGCGUUUUGUUUCCCUUACAGGAAGUGCAUACUCCAUCACCUGAUACUGCACACCCAGGGCGUUCAGUCUUGAAAGUUGCUCUUCUGGCCAAUGAAUGGGGGUCAUCUAAGGGUGGGUUGUCAACAAUAAACAGAACACUUGCCAUACAUCUGGCAAAACACGCAAACGUAGAAGUUACAAUUCUUGUACCUGAAUUUGAGUGUGACGAAGAAGACAAGAGAACUGCCAGAAGUUACAACAUUGCCAUUAAGGAAGUGCAGCGUCGCCCUGCCGUCAGUGAUCCUCUUGACUGGUUGAGCUUUCCACCAAAAGACCUUGACAUUCAAGUUGUGAUUGGUCAUGGUGCAAAGGUCGGUAGACAAGCGCAAUUUAUCCGAGAGUCUCAUUGUUGCAAGUGGAUGCAGGUUGUGCACACUGAACCUGAAGAGCUGGCAAUGCAUAAGAACUAUGCUAACGCAAUUGCCAAAGGGGAAGGAAAGAACAGAGCUGAAGUUGAAUUGUGCCAAAUUGCAGAUCUCGUUGUGACAGUUGGACCCAAGCUGAGGGAAGCGUUCUCGUCCAAACUGCGUUCAUCUCAUCGAGAUGUCUUUCAAUUAAUACCAGGUUCCUUUGCAGAGUUUUCAGAUACUAAACCUGCUACACAAGAUAGUGUGAAUUUCAAAGUGUUAACCUUUGGCCGUGGGGAUUAUGAGGACUUCAGUGUCAAAGGAUAUGACAUUGCUGCUAAAGCCAUUGUUGAGCUGCAGGAUAGUUCUUACCGUCUGCUGUUUGUUGGUGCACCUGAUGGAAAGCAGGAUGAAGUGGCAGAAAUCUUACUUCAGACUGGCAUUUCAAAGAACCAGCUGACUGUCAGAUCAUUUGUACAAAGCAAGGAAAGAUUGAAAGAGUUGUUUUGCGAAGUCGAUGUGGCCAUCAUGCCUUCAAGAACUGAAGGAUUUGGGUUGACAGCACUGGAAGCGAUGUCAGCUGGUCUUCCCAUUCUGGUUAGUGGAAACUCCGGAUUUGGAGAAACACUGCGUGGUCUUACUGAGGGCAAGUCAGUUGUGAUCGAUUCUGAUGACCCCAAGGAAUGGGCAAAGGCAAUUGAUGCUAUCCGUCAAAAACCUAGGAUACAGCGGCUUGAGGAAAUUCGAAGAGUGCGAGAAGUUUAUGAAGAGAAGUUCAGUUGGAAAAGACAGUGCCAGCUGCUUGUUGAAAAGAUGUGGAAGAUGGUUUAUGGUAAGUAAUCAAACUUAUCUUAAAUUAACUAAUAAAUUUUAAUUAAUAAUUAAACUGUGUGGUGUGCAAAUUCACGCGCUUUUAUGUUUGGACUGACUGGCCGGUACCAAAUGGCAACACACCACCUCACUUAAAAUAUCAUCUCAAGGUACAUGGUGGUCGGCUGGUAGGCCAGGCACUUGUCCAAUAAAUUGACGUUCUACGACGUUACCAUCGUCACAUUACUCCUGUGUGGGUGUACGACUUGGGAGGUCUCCUGCUGUUACAUCAGAAAAAAGCAGAAGAAAUAUCUCGAUUCACCUUAGGCAACCGAUAUCAAGACAAGUCACCACUGAGCUUGCGUUCCUCAUGGGUUAGGCAACUUACAGUUACACUUUCAUCAAGGCAUCAUCAAACUGAAGUGAUCUAAUAUACAAAUACUUAUUAUUCUGUGGAUUUUGCCCAUGAGAACGUUAAGAUAUAGAGAUUACAUUAUACAUCUAUUCAUAACUCGGGAAACUCAUUUGUUGCAAAAAUAGUUGGUAUUUAAUCGACGUCAAGACUUUGUGUUGCCUCGUCUAUGUAGUGCCUGGAACAUUGGCAUGCUGUUAACUUAAGGAGCGUUUCCUUUACAAAUCUAAAGCCUAUUGCACCACACAGUUGGGAGAAUAGGUUCGUAUUAGUGAAAUUAACUUCGGCUGUAAAAAUUCGUUGGUUAAACUAGUAAAAAGUGUCCGUUAUUAUCGAAAUUAAGAGACAAUGUUAGGGCUUUCCCUAGGGACAGAGGAUACCGCCCAUAAUGAUGAGGUGUCCGUAAAGUGGGUCUCGACUGUAAUUCGUUACCUUUGUGAACAGUACACGCGUUACUCCAAUGUCAAGUUUAUUUUUAUAGAAGAGUGACGUCAUUUUUACUGUCUAUUUAGGUAGAAGAGUGACAUCAUUUUUACCCUGAUUCUUACUUAACACCAAAGUAAUUGAAAGGAAAUGAUCCUUCAUGAUAUUGUUGUUGGAUCAGAGACGUGAUAGGGUGGCUUGAAACCCGAUUGACACCCUGUGGUAUUUGUAAGCACCACACCUCUUCACAGCGAAUAAUUUUGUACUAUUGCUAUUUACAGGUGACUUGACAUUCCGCGCACUUCAGCAAAUCCAGUUAGACGCACGUAGAGAGACCAGCCAAACUGAACUGUCACUGAAUUUAAAGAAGACUGCUCAAGAGAAAGGCUUUGUGAUUUCUGACAAUCAAGGAGAGGGAAACUGCAUGUUUUUUGCUCUUUCAGAGCAGCUUGCUGUCGUAAAAGCAAUGAGGCUGUCUCAUGAAGAGAUACGUCAAACUGUGGUCCGUUAUCUUAUGGACCACCCUACGCUGGUAAGUUAA
Messenger RNA from Porites lobata, 6866 nucleotides. The record is from the annotation of a GenBank genome assembly. NCBI's taxonomy places the organism in Eukaryota, Metazoa, Cnidaria, Anthozoa, Scleractinia, Poritidae.